AUGUUGCGGAUAAUCCUAAUCGCCGCCUGCCUAGGCCAGCUGGUCCUGGCUCAGGCGGAUCUUAAAGAUCUCGUUGGACCCAAUAUCUGCAAAAGAAGAGAAGUAUAUAACGUAGAGGUUGUCUACACGGAACUGCAAUCCUACCAGGAACGCGGCUCCACGUGGUGCGUUACAUUCCCACCAAGGUGCUCCACAUAUCGCAUUAAGAACCGAGUGGUCAAUAAAACCAAUACGAUUGCGAAGACUCGUAUUGUAAGGGACUGUUGUGAUGGCUACAUCGCAAGCGCAGGAGAAUGUGUGCCGCACUGCUCGGAACCCUGCCAGCACGGAAGAUGCAUCUCCCCGGAGAAGUGCAAGUGCGAUCAUGGUUACGGAGGACCCGCCUGCGAUAUAAAUUGCCCACCCGGCUGGUACGGCCGGAACUGCUCGAUGCAGUGCGACUGCCUGAACAACGCGGUGUGUGAGCCCUUUUCAGGCGACUGUGAGUGCGCCAAGGGCUACACCGGAGCGCGCUGUGCGGACACCUGUCCGGAGGGCUUCUUCGGGACCAACUGCUCGGAGAAGUGCCGAUGCGAGAACGGCGGCAAGUGUCACCACGUGUCCGGCGAAUGCCAGUGUGCGCCUGGCUUCACGGGUCCCCUAUGCGAUAUGCGCUGUCCGGACGGGAAACACGGCGCCCAGUGCCAGCAGGAUUGUCCCUGCCAGAACGACGGAAAGUGCCAGCCGGAGACCGGGGCUUGUAUGUGCAAUCCGGGCUGGACGGGCGACGUGUGUGCGAACAAGUGCCCCUUGGGCAGCUACGGCCCGGGAUGCCAAGAGAGCUGCGAGUGCUACAAGGGAGCGCCCUGCCACCACAUCACCGGACAGUGCGAGUGUCCACCCGGAUAUCGCGGGGAACGCUGCUUCGACGAGUGUCCGCUGAACACGUACGGAUUCAACUGCAGCAUGACCUGCGACUGCGCGAACGAUGCCGUGUGCAAUCGGGCCAACGGAACGUGCAUGUGCAAUCCUGGCUGGACGGGUGCCAAGUGCGCUGAGCGGAUCUGCGAGGCGGACAAGUACGGACUGGACUGUAACCGCACCUGCGAGUGCGACAUGGAGCACACGGAUCUCUGCCACCCGGAUACGGGAAAGUGCCAGUGCAGCAUCGGGUGGAGCAGUGCCCAGUGCACAAGACCCUGCACCUUCCUGCGAUAUGGUCCGAACUGCGAGCUGACCUGCAACUGCAAGAACGGAGCCAAGUGCUCGCCGGUCAAUGGGACGUGCCUGUGUGCGCCGGGCUGGCGAGGACCCACCUGCGAGGAGAGCUGUGAGCCCGGCACAUUUGGCCAGGACUGCGCCCUGCGCUGCGACUGCCAGAACGGAGCCAAGUGCGAGCCGGAGACGGGCCAGUGCUUGUGCACGGCGGGAUGGAAGAACAUCAAGUGCGACCGGCCGUGUGAUCUGAACCACUUCGGACAGGACUGCGCCAAGGUGUGCGACUGCCACAACAACGCCGCCUGCAAUCCGCAGAACGGAAGCUGCACCUGUGCCGCCGGCUGGACGGGGGAGCGGUGCGAUCGGAAAUGCGAAACCGGCAAAUUCGGACACGAGUGCACCCAGAAGUGCCAGUGCGACUUCAACAACAGCCUGGCCUGCGACGCCACCAAUGGAAGAUGCGUGUGCAAGCAGGAUUGGGGAGGCGUUCAUUGCGAGACCAACUGUCGGAGCGGUUACUAUGGUGAAAAUUGUGAUAAAGUUUGCAGAUGCCUGAACAACUCCUCCUGCGACCCCGAUUCCGGUAACUGCAUCUGCUCCUCCGGUUGGACUGGUGCCGACUGCGCGGAACCGUGCCCUCCUGGAUUCUACGGCAUGGAAUGCAAGGAACGCUGCCCGGAGAUCCUACACGGCAACAAGAGCUGCGAUCACAUUACAGGUGAAAUUCUGUGCCGCACUGGCUACAUAGGACUUACCUGUGAGCACCCAUGUCCUGCCGGGCUCUACGGACCCGCCUGCAAGCUCAAGUGCAACUGCGAGCACGGCGGCGAGUGCAACCACGUGACCGGCCAGUGCCAGUGCCUGCCAGGCUGGACAGGUGCCAACUGCAACGAGUCCUGCCCCACGGACACGUACGGUCAAGGAUGCGCCCAGCGCUGCCGCUGCGUGCACCACAAGGUGUGCCGCAAGGCCGACGGCAUGUGCAUCUGUGAGACUGGAUGGUCGGGUCCCCGGUGUGACGAUGUCUGUCCGGAGGGAUUCUACGGCGAGCACUGCAUGAAUGAAUGCGUCUGUCCAUCGGCCAACUUCCAGUGCCAUGCGUCCCACGGCUGUGUGUGCAGGAGUGGCUACACCGGCGAUAACUGCGACGAACUAAUCGCCUCCCAACGUGUUGCAGAAAGCGAGACGUCAAGCCGGGCGAGUGUGGCGCUGACUAUAGUCUUGAUGACCUUGUUCGCUUGCAUAAUCUUCGCAGUCUUCUUUUACUACCGCCGACGGGUGUCCAACCUAAAAACGGAAAUCGCCCAUGUGCACUACACCCAUGAUACGAAUCCCCCGAGCUGGCCACCCAAUCACAACUUCGACAAUCCGGUGUACGGCAUGCAGGCGGACACGCGUCUACUGCCCAACAAUAUGCGUUCCAAGAUGAACAACUUUGACCAGAGGAGCACGAUGAGCACGGAGUACGGCGAUGACUCCAAUGCCUGUGGCAGGGUAGGCAGCUACUCGAUCAACUACAACCACGACCUGCUAACGAAGAACUUGAAUGCGGACCUGACCAAUCCGAUUGUGUACAAUGAAUCCCUGAAGGAGGAGCAUGUCUACGACGAGAUCAAGCACAAGGAGGGCUACAAGGAUCCCGUGAAAAUUUAUAGCAAGAUUUUGUUUCCCGACGAUGAAUAUGAUCACCUGGACUACUCGCGUCCCAGCACAUCGCAGAAGCCGCACUACCACCGCAUGAACGACGCCAUGCUCAACAUCAACCAGGACGAGGAGAAGCCCAGCAACGUGAAGAACAUGACUGUGCUGCUGAACAAACCGCUGCCGCCCACGGAGCCGGAGCCACAGCACGAGAGCUUCGACAAUACGAACACCAACCUGGACAACGUGUCUACGGCGUCGCCCAGUUCCAGUCCGGAAUUUCGGAAGUAG
Molecule: messenger RNA, 3129 nt
Organism: Drosophila erecta
Lineage: Eukaryota; Metazoa; Arthropoda; Insecta; Diptera; Drosophilidae
Gene: drpr
Product: protein draper
Exons: 11
Coding region: 1-3129 (1042 amino acids)
Molecular function (GO): protein binding; scavenger receptor activity
Source: RefSeq, a predicted model, not a curated record